Mesocricetus auratus (golden hamster) is the source of this 1007-nucleotide messenger RNA. Its product is annotated as transformer-2 protein homolog alpha-like. Gene Ontology annotation, biological process: positive regulation of mRNA splicing, via spliceosome. Gene Ontology annotation, molecular function: RNA binding. The transcript has a single exon. Gene Ontology annotation, cellular component: spliceosomal complex. NCBI's taxonomy places the organism in Eukaryota, Metazoa, Chordata, Mammalia, Rodentia, Cricetidae. The record is from RefSeq and is a predicted model, not a curated record.
UCCAGGUGGCGGGGUGACUAGGCCAUUGGCCCUCGAGCCGAGACUUGUCUCUCACUUAGCUCUCGGGAUCUCCUGGCCGACAUGAGUGAUGUAGAGGAGAACAACUUCGAGGGCAGAGAGUCUCGCUCUCAGUCAAAAUCUCCAACGGGAACCCCUGCUCGAGUAAAAUCAGAGAGCAGGUCAGGAUCUCGUAGUCCAUCAAGGGUUUCCAAACAUUCUGAAUCCCAUUCUCGAUCAAGAUCAAAAUCCAGGUCAAGGUCAAGGAGGCAUUCUCAUAGACGCUACAGUCGGUCCAGGUCCCAUUCUCAUAGGAGACGAUCUCGAAGUAGAUCCUAUACGCCAGAGUAUUGUCGACGAAGAAGUUGGAGUCACUCUCCAAUGUCUAAUGGCAGAAGACAUACAGGCAGCAGGGCAAAUCCAGAUCCCAACACUUGCCUGGGAGUGUUUGGCCUCAGUUUGUACACAACAUAGAGAGAUCUUCAUGAAGUAUUUUCUCGAUAUGGACCGUUGAGUGGUGUGAAUGUGAUUUAUGAUCAGCGAACUGGGAGGUCACGUGGAUUUGCUUUUGUGUAUUUUGAGAGGAUAGAUGACUCUAAGGAGGCUAUGGAAAGGGCAAAUGGAAUGGAACUGGAUGGUAGAAGAAUUCGUGUGGAUUAUUCUACCACCAAGAGAGCACACACGCCCACACCAGGCAUUUACAUGGGCAGACCAACUCAUAGUGGCGGAGGAGGAGGUGGAGGAGGCGGCGGUGGAGGCGGCGGUGGUAGUGGUGGUAGACGACGAGAUUCUUACUAUGAUAGAGGAUAUGACCGAGGCUAUGACAGAUAUGAAGAUUAUGAUUACCGGUACAGAAGAAGGUCGCCAUCUCCUUAUUACAGCUGCUACAGGUCACGGUCAAGAUCUCGUUCCUACAGCCCAAGACGCUAUUGAUAAUGAAGCAGUUAUGGCCAAGGACUUUCCUUUCCUUUUUUGAGUCUGAUUUAUGAGCUUCCAAUGCUUCCUGGUCC